Molecule: messenger RNA, 2295 nt
Organism: Mucor velutinosus
Lineage: Eukaryota; Fungi; Mucoromycota; Mucoromycetes; Mucorales; Mucoraceae
Product: Superoxide dismutase [Mn], mitochondrial
Exons: 3
Coding region: 1-2295 (764 amino acids)
Molecular function (GO): RNA binding
Source: RefSeq, a predicted model, not a curated record
AUGACUGAAUCCAGUGCCAGUGAAAAUAAGACAUCGGUCGUAGAUGACUUUUUUUCAGCAUUAUUUGCCAAUACCAAUAGUAGCAGCGAAGCUAGUAACAUUAAUAAUAAUAGCAGUGAUAACAGUGCUAGUAGCAGCCGAGAUGCCACUGUCACUCCCAUCCCCACAAAUAGCACUAGCCACGACGUUGAAAUUAAAAGGGAAGCUCCAGAGGAUGCUGAGGAAGAACCCAGUGUUGAGAACGAUGAUCAGCAAGGUAAUCAUAGUCAAGCCAAUGAACAGCAAGCCACCCCGCCUGUAUUAGAUGAGUUUGAUGAGUACUCUCUUCUUAGCAAAAGAAGACAAAGUGAUUCUACUUCAAAUCUCAACAGCAGAGCAAGACCUAAUACAGAGCAACCUGCUCAAACGCUGGCAAAGAGACACAUCGAUUGGAGUAAGGUCAUUCCUGAGUCUCGCAUGCUGAUACAUCAACUGCCGAAAAGCACAAGUAAGCAGGAGUUGAUGGAUUACUUUAGCAAGUACGGUGAGGUUUUAGAGGUUGUUCAAAAAAAUACAUUUGGGUUUGUUCAUUUCGAGAAUCCUGAACAAUGCGCACGUGCCGUUGAAGCCGAAAACUACAAGACCUUUAAUGAUGUGCUGUUGAAUUUGGAGAUUUGUAAGCGAAAGCCUAAAUUUGCUAGAGUGACAGAGAAUGAAAACCGACGACGAGUUCAAGGCCAUCGCGGUAAUAACAGACAAGAUGCGAGUCGUAGUCGUAGCCGCAGCCGAUCGCCUCCUCUACCCGCUCGCACCUACAACAACAAUGGUAACAACUAUAACAGCAACAAUAACAACAUCAACAACAACAACAAGCGAGGAAAUAGUGACACUAGAAAUGGUCGCGAACCCAAAGUGAUGAAUGACUACCGUAACCGUCAACGCGAAUACAAUGGCAAUAGUAACCGCCACGACAAUGGAUUUGAUUACGAAAGAACAAAUAACUACCGCCCUGACUACAGCCAAGUGAAUAACGAUGCGAGCAAUGUGCCUGAUGUUAAUAACGAGUAUGGACGAGAGAAUAACUAUCGUCCUGACUAUGCAAGACGUAACACUAGUAAGAACAAUGGUGGUAAAAGAGUCGACCCUCGUGCUUCUGGAUAUAGCUAUAAAGCCCCUACCAUUAUUUCACGCAAUGGAGGUGAAGUGCCUGCUGUCCAGAUCAUAUCCUGGAACACGGAUAAUGCGUUGAUGAACUACAUAAACAGCCUGUUUACGCAAAAGCACAUUCGCACUGAUGCUCGUAUCUUUAACUACUUGAACCAUUCCCGUGGGGAAUUGGUAAAGCAGAUGGUAUUGGAAGGUGUAAAAGCAAUUGUGUUGAUUGACAGUAGAAACUCAGAGCAAGGUAAAGUGUAUCUGCAAGUGUUUGCUCCUGUGGAUCACGGUGAUGGUGUUCGCUAUGAUGAAUACGAUAGUGUUACCCCCAAUGAAGCUGUUGGUAUAGUCCAAAAUACACAUCCAGAGUUGAGACAGGCCAAGCCAAGAUAUCAACCAUACACAUCGCCAUAUGAUAACACACAUCGCGAAGCGUACAACCCCAAACCUCAAUACAGUGCCACCCCUCAAUACAGUGGUCCUUCCUAUGGCCGUUCAUCUGAGGCUUCAUUCACCAAUACCAACUCAUAUCAAAAGCCCUCCUACUACAACAAUCCCACAAGAGGCUCCCAAUUUGCAUCACCACCUGUACAGCAGCAACAGUAUCAACAACCCAGCUAUGUAACCCAAUCUACUUACCAGCAACCUCAAGCCAUCUCUGCUCCUCCUCCUCCCGUUCCAAACAUUGAUCCCAAUACCCUCGCUACUAUCUACAGUUUGAUUCAAUCCGAUACUCUGUCCAAAAUACCGCCUCCAGCCGUAUCGUUGCCUCCCACCACUGCCACGUCUGCGGUUGCUGCUGCUCCCACUGCACAGCCCUCAAUACCUCAAUUGCUGGCUACGCUGGUCAAUAGUCUAGGUGCAGCUGGCAUGGCUCAUCACACACCACCUUCAGCAUCCGCUCUUCUUCCGACUACCACCACUGCCACCACGACUACCACCAAUACACCUGAGCAACCCAGCAUGGCUGCUCUCUUGAGCACAGCGACUGGAGGCAAUCCUGCUCUCGCUCAACUCUUGUUGCAACAAAUGACAUCUGGCGUAACCAAUUCCUCAUCUCCCACACCUCGCAACGCACAAGCGUCGCCUACCUUGGUCUCGCAAACCAACCAGCCGCGACAGGAAUACGGCUAUAGCUCUUAUGGCCAACAAAGGAACUAA